AGGACAUUGCAGCUGGCGCAAAAGACGUCAAGAAGAAGGAUGACAAGACCUGGUGUCCAGCAGAUGAUGAAUGCCCCUGGAAAGACAUGAUGAAGAUUCGUUAAACGUGGAGCCACCCAGAUGACAAGUCAGCAUUUACAGUCUGGCCAAAUCACCUCCAGCAAUCUCAUCAUCAGCAAUCUCUCCACAACUCCAUUCAACAGAAGUCCAUCAUGUAAAAUAUACAUUCCGCCAUAUCAGGCGUUCCUGAGCGGGAUGGAGAUCGUCCAUGAAUAUGCGAAGGUCCGCAGUGACUUCGGCCGUCAGUGUCUCUUUUCAGACCGUCAUGUGGAGAUGCUAGUCGAUAUUCCUCCCAACCCAAAGCUGGCAUCGCAGUUUGUCCUGAAGACGACAAGAGACCUAGGAGUGCAAGGCUGCUAUGAAAUGUCUGAGCAUGAGGUAAACACAGAUAGAUUUGAGUAUGAAAACCAGGGGAUAAAUCACGUGGAAGGAGGCUGGCCCAAAGAUAUCAACUCACUUGAGAUGGAACAAACUAUUCGUUUCAAAAAGAAGGUGGAGAAAGAUGAAAUUUACAUGAAUAGCGUCCUGGUGCUCGGCGAGCUUAUAGCACAAUGUGUUGGACAGAACAACGCUGUGGACAUCUACCAAGAGUACUUUAAGAAUGAGCAAUUAUUGGACGAGCUUCAGGAAGUCCCUUCUAUCGAGAUUGUCAAUAAAUACAGAGAUCGCAGUAAGGUUAAACGAAGCAUCACCUGUUUUUCUUGGCAACCUGGAGGAGGCUCAAAGCUGGCGGCUGCUUACUCCUGCCUCGACUCGCGGAAAUUUACAGCAGAUAUGAGUGCAGACUCGUACAUCUGGGACAUCGAGAGUCCCAACUACCCUCAGGCUAUUCUCCAAGCGACGUCUCAACUCGUAUGUCUGACUUACAACCCUCGAGACUUGAACACGCUUGUCAGCGGGUGCCGCAAUGGACAGAUUAUGUUAUGGGAUGCCCGUGCUGGACAUCAAGCUACGGGGGUUUCCCCUUUGGAGGAGAGUCACACAGAUCCUGUUUACAAGGCGAUGUGGUUGGAAUCCGAUGAAGCCUUCUCUGCAUCCACAGAUGGACAGAUUCUGUGGUGGGAUGUUCGCCACCUGAGCAAGCCCAUAGAACGGCUGAUUCUAGACAUCAAAAGGAAGGACGACCUCGAUAACGCUUUAGGAGCCAUUUCUCUGGACUACAGCGCUACCUCGCCAAACACGUUCAUAGUGGGGACAGAACAAGGGUCAGUUUUGUCCUGUAAAAGAGCCGCUGAGAUUCCGACCGAGAGGAUUAUAUGUACGUACGAUGGCCACCAUGGACCUGUCUAUGCCCUCCAGAAGAACCCUUUCUUUCCCCAGAACUUCCUAACUGUGGGAGACUGGGGGGCCCGAAUUUGGUCCGAUGAAAUCAAGGAGACGGCAAUCAUGUGGACAAAGCACCAGAAUGCAAAUCUAACAGAUGCCUGCUGGAGUCCUGUCAGACCCUCGGUCUUCGUCACCGUGAAUAUGGACGGAUGGCUGGACAUCUGGGACAUCUUGUUUAAGCAGAACGACCCCACUAUUAGUUUCAAGGUGCGGGAAGAACCUCUGUGUACCGUCCAGGUGCAUGAGGCUGGGUCCAAGGUGGCCUGUGGUUCUCAGCUGGGUGUCAUCUCGCUCAUGAAAAUCUCCUCAGGACUGUGCAUCGAACAGAACAAUGAGCAGGACCUCCUGAGCGAAAUAUUAGAACGUGAGGCGAAACGCGAAAAGGUCCUCAAGGCUCAGAGAGGAGGGGACGAGAGCGAGACAGACGAUCAAACUCUCAAGGAGCUGGUCCUGAAACCCGAGUAUGACUUCUACAAUUUGUUGGACUCGGAGCAGAGGAGGAAGCAAUGGGAAACCAGACAGCGGCAUUACAAAUAGAGAAGCAGACAGCAGAUGACGACAAGAGUCCAAGAAGGACUGGCAGAACUUUGUGGUGCUCAGCAAGAUGAUCAUCAUUUCUCAAGUUGCAUGAAGAAAUGCACCGUUAUGCAACAACGGGGGAGAUUAUGCUUCUCUUUGGGUAAUCUUGAUUUUAUUACACUUGUAGUCGUUUUUAAAUAACGUGUAUGCAUAUAUUUGCCUGAAGAUUGUUACCCAAUUACAGUUACUACUGCAAUUUCACAUUGGAUC
Syngnathus typhle (broad-nosed pipefish) is the source of this 2175-nucleotide messenger RNA. RefSeq names its product dynein axonemal intermediate chain 2-like. The coding region runs from base 121 to 1923 and encodes 600 amino acids. The record is from RefSeq and is a predicted model, not a curated record. NCBI's taxonomy places the organism in Eukaryota, Metazoa, Chordata, Actinopteri, Syngnathiformes, Syngnathidae. The transcript is spliced from 14 exons. Gene Ontology annotation, molecular function: dynein heavy chain binding; dynein light chain binding. Gene Ontology annotation, biological process: outer dynein arm assembly; cilium movement. Gene Ontology annotation, cellular component: outer dynein arm.